Apiotrichum porosum is the source of this 684-nucleotide messenger RNA. RefSeq lists its product as uncharacterized. Gene Ontology annotation, molecular function: fructose-2,6-bisphosphate 2-phosphatase activity. Bases 1 to 684 code for a protein of 227 amino acids. Gene Ontology annotation, biological process: negative regulation of programmed cell death; negative regulation of glycolytic process; fructose 2,6-bisphosphate metabolic process. The record is from RefSeq and is a predicted model, not a curated record. The transcript has 4 exons. Gene Ontology annotation, cellular component: cytosol. Lineage: Eukaryota; Fungi; Basidiomycota; Tremellomycetes; Trichosporonales; Trichosporonaceae.
AUGGUGCUUAUCUACUUUGUCCGUCAUGGCCAGACAGAAUACAACGCCAAAGGCAUUAUCCAGGGCCACAUUGAUACGUCACUGAACGAUACCGGUCGAAACGAAGCCGCUCUCCUGGCUGAGCAUAUCAAGGACGUGCCCUUUGUAGAGGCAUGGAGCUCGUCUCUGGCGAGGGCCAAGGAGGCAAGUGACCAAGCUCGCCACCCGGGCCUCGUGGUGCAGACUGACCCGGGACUCAAGGAACGCGACCUCGGUGCGCUGUCCGGGCAGAGGUGGACACCGGGCACUGUGCUUCCCUCGGAUGUGGAGGGCUCUGCUCCGCGCGUGGGCGAGUGGCUCCAGUCCUUUCUCGCUGCCCACGUCCCAGACCAGCCUGGCGCUCCCGACCCCUCCGCGACCAUCCUGGUCGUCUCGCACGGCGCCUACCUCUCCGCCCUGCUGGGAUCCCUCUUAUCCCAGCCCAUCUCGUUCGUGCCCGACCAAGGUGUCGAUGCCAAGAAGCACUGUCUCAACACGUGCGUCAUGCGCGUCCAGGCCGACUAUGACGAGGUUGCGGGCAUGUGGCGCGGGACGAUUCUCAGCUGGGGCGAAGUGGACCACCUCGGCGACCAGGCAAAGGAUAUUGGCGUGGCGGACGACUUGAGGCAGAGCUUCCGCAUGGCCACGGCCAAACUUUCGCAGUAG